AUGAAGUCCCUCGCGUCCUCAGCUCUGCUCGUCCUGCUCUGCGUCGGCGCCGCCGCGGCCGCUCCAGCGCGCCCCGUCGCCGUCGGCCCCCCCGGCGGCCGCCGGCUGCUCGGCCAGAACACCCGCAUCGCCCUGGGCCUCCUGAGGCAGCACUACUUCGCCAACCUCUGGCUGGCGCGCAACGGCUACGCGGCCCCGGCCGCCGCCUCCGCCACCGCCACCGCGACCGCGACCGCCAACGGCGGCAUCCCCAGCGUUGACCCAACCCUCACUCGUUACGUCGGCUCCGACGCCAGCGCUGCCGCGCGCGCCAUCGCAGGCGGGAUGGACCCAGACACCGCGGCCUGGUCCCUCCUGGAUUCGGCACGCGCGGGGAGCGCGGCGUCCGUCGGCGACGUGUUUGCGCUCACCGCCAGCCAAAACCAGGGGUCGUUCGCCAACCUGUACGCGCGCGCCGGUGCGAUGGCCAUGGCGGAGGGCGGGGACCUGCGGAGCGGCUUCGUGUCCGCCACCGCCGCGGCGUUCGCGGCCGCGCAGGCCCGCGGCGGCGUGGGCCAGUUUGCGCUGGGCACCGCGGACGCGUUGGCGCAGGCGCGGGGCGCGUGGGGCGACCGCUUCGGCUCCGGAUUCGCUGACCUGGCCAUCGCGUCAGGCAACGACGGCGCCGUCGUGGAGGCCACCGCCACCGUCCUCUGCCGCGGCAGCGGCGCCCAGGCCCAGGCGUGGAGCGAGGCCGUGUCCAAGACCGUCGCGGCCGACCCCGCGACCGGCUGCCUGUUUGUGCAGCGAGUCGUGGCGCGCGCGCAGGCCGGCUUUGACGGCCGUCAGGCGUCGGCCGCCGCGAACGCCGCCGCAAACGCCGGCCUGGGCGGCGGCGGCGGCUACUACGGCCCCUCCAGCAAUGCGCGCGCGACCGCCUCGGCCCAGGCCGGGGCGGCGGGCGCAGGCGUGGGCGGCCGCCCCGGCCUGCUGGGGGGUGUGCUUGGCGGCGUUGGGGGUGUUUUGGGCGGCGUGGGCGGCGUCCUCGACGGCGUGCUGGGACACUGA
This is a messenger RNA of Monoraphidium neglectum, 1047 nucleotides long. RefSeq lists its product as hypothetical. NCBI's taxonomy places the organism in Eukaryota, Viridiplantae, Chlorophyta, Chlorophyceae, Sphaeropleales, Selenastraceae. The coding region runs from base 1 to 1047 and encodes 348 amino acids. The record is from RefSeq and is a predicted model, not a curated record. The transcript is spliced from 4 exons.